AUGACCCAAGCAGACAGAAUCUUCCACACCACCCUGCGAUGGCUCCUCGUGCUGCUCAUCGGCACGUGCACCGGCCUCCUCGCCUUCUUCGUCAACAUUUCAGUCGAAGCCAUUGGCGGCGCCAAGUUCGGUCUAGUCUUUGCCCACAUCAAGGGACAAAAUUUCCUAGGAGGCUUCCUGGUGCUGGCAGCGACAAACCUUGGUCUUGUACUCGUUUCAACGUGCCUCUGUAACGGGAUAGCGAUGGAAGCAGUGGGAUCCGGUAUUCCCGAGGUGAAGGGGUACCUGAACGGCGUCAGCACGCCUGCUGUGCUCUCCGCUAAGACCCUCAUUGUCAAGGUGAUAGCCAUUCCCUCCCGGCAAGUUGAGGGGUACCUGAACGGCGACAGCACGCCUGCUGUGCUCUCCACUAAGACUCUCAUUGUCAAGGUGAUUGAUAGUCCCCCUGCAUAUUCAAUCAGCACUGCAAGCAUCACCAACAUCUUGGCCGUGGCAGGAGGGCUAGCAGUGGGAAAAGAGGGCCCUCCGGUGCACUGUGGGGCAUGCAUCGCCCGCCAGCGUCCUGUUAAUCUUUCUCUCCUCCCGUCCUCCUCCCUUGUCUAUCAGGCGUUGGGCUGCAUAACAGCCGUGGCAGGAGGGCUAGCAGUGGGAAAAGAGGGCCCUCCGGUGCACUGUGGGGCAUGCAUCGCCCGCCAGCGUCCUGUUAAUCUUUCUCUCCUCCCGUCCUCCUCCCUUGUCUAUCAGGCGUUGGGCUGCAUAACAGCCGUGGCAGGAGGGCUAGCAGUGGGAAAAGAGGGCCCUCCAGUGCACUUUGGGGCAUGCAUCGCCCGCCAGCGUCCUGUUAAUCUUUCUCUCCUCCCGUCCUCCUCCCUUGUCGAUCAGGCGUUGGGCUGCAUAACAGCCGUGGCAGGAGGGCUAGCAGUGGGAAAAGAGGGCCCUCCGGUGCACUGUGGGGCAUGCAUCGCCCGGCAGCGUCCUGUUAAUCUUUCUCUCCUCCCGUCCUCCUCCCUUGUCUAUCAGGCGUUGGGCUGCAUAACAGCCAUGGCAGGAGGGCUGGCAGUGGGCAAAGAGGGUCCUCUGGCAUUGGGCAGCAUAGCAGCCGUGGCAGGAGGGCUAGCAGUGGGAAAGGAGGGUCCCCUGGUGCACUGCGGCGCAUGCAUUGCCAGCAUUCUGGGCCGUCUCAGCCAUUGGAUCUCCGCGCGGCGCGAUCUCAGCCGUCCGCGCAAGCCGCGGAUCCAGACAGCUAGCUCUUUCGCCUCGUUGGGACUGUUCAAUCACGGGUCGAUCAAGGCUUUAAGAACGCCGGUGUGGGUGCACAGCGACAGGGGUUUAAGGGACCUGGUGACGUGUGGCGCUGCCUCGGGGAUUGCUGCUGCGUUUCUUGCUCCCGUGGGCGGUGUGCUGUUCGCCCUGGAACAAGUCACCUCCUGCGACAGGGGUUUAAGAGACUUGGUUACAUGCGGUGCUGCCUCGGGGAUUGCUGCUGCGUUCCUUGCUCCCGUGGGUGGUGUGCUGUUCGCCCUGGAACAAGUCACCUCCUGCCUCACCCCACCCGUGUCCUUCCCCCAUCUCCCCCCCUCUCCCCCCAUCCCCCCCCCUCUCCCCCCGUCUCCCCAACUCUCCCCCCGUCUCCCCAACUCUCCCCUCGUCUGUCCCCCUUCCACACACAGGUGGCGCAACUCCCUCAUCUGGCGAAUCUUCUUCACCAACUCGGUCGUGGCCAUGGUGCUCCGAGCCUGCAUCUCCCUGUGCGAGGGCGACAGGUGCGGCGGCAGCUUCGGGUCCCGAGGCUUCAUCCUGUUCGACCGAAGCAAGUCCCGAACCGACUUUGGGCUGCUGGAGGUGGUGCCGGUGGCUCUGCUGGGCGUCGUUGGGGGCUUGCUGGGUGGGUUGUUCAACCACCUUAAUGUGAAGCUGUGUGCUUACAGGAAGCACAGAUUACACAGGCACGGGGCAUGGGCGAGGGUGCUAGAGGUCCUCCUCAUCUCCCUCCUCACCUCCUCUCUUCGCUUCUAUGGCCCUUUUCUAGCCUCCUGCCUGCCCUGCCCUCAAGACCCGGAUGGGGGAGGGGACCUGCCGCAAGGUUCUUUCAACUGCCCGAGCGUGGUCGGAACGGGCGACCACAAGGCUUUCGCCUGCCCGGACGGGCAGUAUAAUGAUCUCGCAAGCCUGGUGUUUACGACAAACGACGACGCCAUUGGAAACCUGUUCCGUACGGGGUCGUUUGGAAUUUUCACGUGA
Molecule: messenger RNA, 2241 nt
Organism: Closterium sp. Yama58-4
Lineage: Eukaryota; Viridiplantae; Streptophyta; Zygnematophyceae; Desmidiales; Closteriaceae
Source: the annotation of a GenBank genome assembly